This is a messenger RNA of Capsicum annuum, 2131 nucleotides long. RefSeq names its product transcription repressor KAN1. Gene Ontology annotation, biological process: regulation of DNA-templated transcription; abaxial cell fate specification. Gene Ontology annotation, molecular function: transcription cis-regulatory region binding. Lineage: Eukaryota; Viridiplantae; Streptophyta; Magnoliopsida; Solanales; Solanaceae. Bases 525 to 1730 code for a protein of 401 amino acids. Gene Ontology annotation, cellular component: nucleus. The transcript is spliced from 6 exons. The record is from RefSeq and is a predicted model, not a curated record.
UAUAGACUAUAGAGUGUAGAGGCAAUCAAAAAGAAAAGAGCCUUGUGUUCAAGUGUCAUUUUCCAAUAAGCAGUACUUCUCGAGGAACACAAGUCUCCUAUCCCUUUCUCCCUUUUUUCUCAUUCCAUAAAGCUUUUCUUGAUUCCUUUCUUUUCUUUUCUUUCAUUUAUUACCAACAACACAUUUUUCUUUUCUUUCCAUUGUUUUCACAACACACUAUUAUCCCUUCUUCUUCUUCAUCAAACAUUGUCCACUUAAAAAAGAAGAUAAAAGAGAACUCAAAUCUUUGCCCCCCUUUUUUCACUUAUACUUGACUUUUUCCACCUAAAUCUAUCAUCAAGAAUCAAACUUGAAGUUUGUUCAUCUUUCUUUUCCACAUCUUGUGUGUGUGUAACUUUUUAGUACUCUAUCUUUCAUCAAUUUGGGGUUUUAUUUUUAGGUAAAGCCAAAGCCAACAUAAAAGAACAAAUCUUGAAGUCAUUAUUAUUAUUAUUUCAAAGAUUUAUUUUAUCCACAAAGUUAAAAUGCCCUUAGAAGGUGUUUUUGUUCAACAACCAUCUUCUAAUAAUUCUUCAUCAAAACAAAUUCCUGAUCUUUCUCUACAUAUUAGCCCUCCAAAUAGUACUACUUCAACAAACAAGUCAUCAACAACAACAAAUAAUUGUCUCACUGAGCUUUCUUUAGCUCAUCCCACUACUACUAUUAGUGAAGAAAAUAGGAGUUUUUCAAGAAACCCUUUUCUGCAACAAAGCCAAAACAAUAGUUAUAAUAUGAUUCAUCAACAACCAACUAGCCAAAUGAAUCAUAUAAAUCAUGGGGUUUCUUUAUUAGAUGUUACUUCACAAAAUUUAAGCCCUAUAAAGGGUAUACCAAUUUAUCAUCAUCAAGAUUCAUUUUCUAAUUUCACUAAUUUCUUGGAAAAAGAUCCAAAGAGAUCAUUUGGAUCCCUUUAUUCACCACCUCAUUUCAGUGGAGGUUAUUAUAAUUUGGAUCAUUUAUCAUUCUUGAAUUGUGGUACUAAUGCUUCUUCUCCUUCUCCUUCGCCUUAUCGGAUACCCAUGGUGACUAAUAGAUUUCACAAUCAGCAUCAACAUAGCCAAUAUUAUGGUGUGGGAUUAGGGCCUUCUUCUCAUGAAAAUAGUUUGAUGAGAUCAAGAUUUCUACCAAAAUUUCCAACUAAAAGAAGCAUGAGGGCACCGCGAAUGCGAUGGACAACUUCACUUCAUGCCCGGUUUGUUCAUGCUGUGGAGCUUCUUGGUGGCCAUGAAAGGGCUACUCCAAAAUCAGUGUUGGAGCUAAUGGAUGUCAAAGAUCUCACUCUAGCUCAUGUCAAAAGCCAUUUACAGAUGUAUCGCACUGUUAAAACCACUGACAAACCUGCAGCUUCCUCAGGGCAAUCAGAUGGAUCGGGUGAUGAAGAUCUGUUAGCAAUAGACAGAAUUUUGGAUCAGCAGCAGAGAAGUCCAUCUGAUGGAUGUGAUGAUCCUGCUACUACUCUUUGGAGUAACUCCUCAAGCAGUAGAGAAAGAUGGUCGCAAGCUAACUUCAACGAAUCGAAUGGACUCGUUAGAUCAUCCUCUUUUCCACCUCAACAAAGGUCUGGCCACCAUAUUGAGGAUUGUGAAUAUUCAAGACCAAUGAGCUAUGUAGGUUGCAGUUUGGAUCAGAAAAAACCCAGCUUGGAGUUCACAUUAGGAAGACCAGAUUGGAUAGAAAAGGAGCAUGACUAAUUAAAUUGGGCAUCAACACCUUCAAUAUAUUAAUUUUUUUUUUUUUUGGUUUUUUGAUUAUUACCUGAUUCUUCAUAGUUUUUUUUUUUUUUUUUGGGUAAUUUGAGAUGAAAGGGAUGUGAUAUCAAGAUUGAAAUAUUAAAAGCUACUACAAAAGAAAGUAAAAGAGGAAUGAUCUUUAUUAGCUACCAUGGCUAAGUUUCCAAGCAUAUAUAACCUAAGUUAUGACCUACCUAUAUAUACAACCUAUUUUUUUUUUUUUUUGAGUUAUUGUUAAAUUUUAACUCUUCUUUUUUCUAUGUUUUGUUUCAUUUUUGCUUGUUUAAUUUGAGUUCUCGGGUUGUGUAUGAUACUGUAAUAUAAAAAUUGUUGGAAGAUUGUAUUGAAUGUGGCUUGAGGCA